Trichophyton verrucosum HKI 0517 is the source of this 507-nucleotide messenger RNA. RefSeq lists its product as uncharacterized. The annotation marks the transcript as partial. The transcript is spliced from 2 exons. The record is from RefSeq and is a predicted model, not a curated record. Lineage: Eukaryota; Fungi; Ascomycota; Eurotiomycetes; Onygenales; Arthrodermataceae.
CUCGUCAGUGAGUUAGUCGUCGCCUUCGGGGCUGUCAUUGGAGACGCUCGAUGGGCGCCGGCCCUUGUCGACUUGGUCCCAAACAUGUCAUCUCGAUCCUCUUCCCUCCGUACAACAACUCCAUAUACAUUUACAGCUCAAAGACGACGGCUGGACGUCUCUCCAUCCACCGCUAUACUCGGCACAGCAGAUAAACACGCAGAGUCACACGGCCAUCUUGCCUGGCAGGCCUCUCCUCUGCCCUCGAGCGAUGGAAGGCGUUGGCAGACGUUUCUUUGCUUUUCUUCGUUUCUUCGUUUCUUCUUCUUCUUCUUUUCUUCUUCCUCCCGAACACUCGAUGACUGCGUCUCCAAGCAGCCGUGCAUAAUUAAGUUAGCUAAGAUAGUUGCAGCGCAAGUGAAACUAUUGCUUUUUUUCUCUUUGGCCAACUUGAUACCCCCCUCCCCCUAUGGAGUGCUGCUACACGCUACUUACUACAUACGACUCUCUGGCGCUGUCUCCUUGUGA